This is a messenger RNA of Trypanosoma conorhini, 1415 nucleotides long. Its product is annotated as trans-sialidase. The annotation marks the transcript as partial. Gene Ontology annotation, molecular function: exo-alpha-sialidase activity. Lineage: Eukaryota; Euglenozoa; Kinetoplastea; Trypanosomatida; Trypanosomatidae. The record is from RefSeq and is a predicted model, not a curated record. The transcript has a single exon.
ACGAUUCGUACGGUCUUGCCUACGUGCGCCUGACCACGCAGCUGGAUCGGAUAAAGGAGGUGGUGAGGAGUUGGAAAGAUACGGACGCCGCCUUGCAAAGCUGCAAAGCCAGCGGAAAGCUCGACCCGCGAAAGAGGGGCAUGUGCAGCGGCCCUCUUCCCACCAAAGGGCUGGUGGGGUUUUUGUCCGGGAAGUCAACUGGCGGCAAGUGGGAGGACGAGUACCUCGGCGUGGACGCGACAGUCCAUGGGGCAGCAACAAAGUUUACGAACGGCGUGACGUUCAGCGGCGCCGGGGCGGGGGCGGAGUGGCCCGUGGGGAAACUGGGGCAGAACCAGCCGUACUACUUUGCGAACAACGAGUUCGCUCUUGCGGUGACGGUGACGAUCCACGCGGUGCCGGAGGAGGACGGCGGCCCCAUCCCUUUGCUGCGGGUGAAGAUGGACGACGCAGCGAGCACUGUGCUCUUUGAGCUGUCGUACAACCAUGAGCGGAAGUGGCUCUCCACACCUCAUCGCGGCGCGGCUGAGGGGUCUUUGGAGCAGUGGGAACCAAACAAAACCUACCAAGUGACACUGGAGUUUGAAAAGGACGAGUGGAAUGUGCACGUCGACGGGAGUGAGAUUUACGGUGACACCCACGACGACUCUAUUUUCGACGCAAGCAGGAUCUCGCACUUCUGCUUUGGGGCCGACGCCGGGGGCGGUGCGGCGAGCAGCCAACAUGUGACGCUGGCCAACGUCCUGCUGUACAACGACCUGCUGGCUGAGGAUGCGGUGGAGAAGCUCAGCGACGGCAAAGUCGAUUUUCCGCGGCCGGCGGCAAAGCCGGAGGUUCCGCCGCCGACUAGCGGUGGUGGGGGGCCUGCGCCCCAGGCGAGGCCGGAGGACAAGAAGGGGGAGAAGAGUUCAUUGCCCGACAAGGGCCCCGCCGGCAGCGAAAGCGACAGCGCCGUUUCGACGCCUCAGGUCCCCCCAGCAAAGCCGAAUCCGGAACCGCACGCGGGAACGGGCGGUCCUGGGGGAACUGACGGUGGGGUCACUCCCGACAGCAAAGGCGGUGCAAAACCCCCCAGCACCGAGCCAGUGGCAGGCGAUUCGCGGAAUAAAGGCGCAGAGGUGCCCAAGGGGGACAACACCACUGCAGGCUCUGUGCCCGAUCGGCCCCCACCCCCCGCUCCAGGCCAGGGAGGAAAGGCGUCGCCAGGCGUUGACGUUGCGCCGAAGGAUGCAGGCGCCGCACCAGGACCCGAAGGGAGGCCGACAGCACCCAAAGUGCCACCGCUCCCGAAUGGCACCAACGUUACUGGCUCCAUUCCCAAUGACGGAAACGGUGACGGCAGUGUGCAUGGGGGUCUGCCUCGGGUAAUGCUGCUGACUCUUCUGGGGCUUUGUGGCAUUGCGGCUCUCUGCUGA